AUGACGUUAGGCUCAGUUAAUGAAGCUUCAAUGUCCAUUUAUCCUAGUUGUCCACUUCGUAUUAUAAACAACUCUAAGUUACUUGCUAAGCAAGAGUUGUAUGAGUUAGGCAAGAACAAUAACUUCACUUUAACAUUUGCCAACGCUAAUAAUCAACAGUUCAGCAUAUUCUAUUUUCAAAACAAAGAUGUUAUAUUACCUUCUGACAGAGGAAAGUCAUGUUUCUUUCAAGGAAUGCAUGAUAAUCAAUUGAGCGCAUUGAAUGUAUGUGAGAACGAUGCUAUUUCUGGGCUGAUACCAACAAAGACCAACAUAUUCGAGUUAAAGGAAGAAGACGGCAAUUUCCUUUUAACGCCAAAAAUAAAGAAUGAAUGCCAUUUUUCAUCGAGGAAUAAGAGGAGCAACACUGCCAAAUCACCUGAAUAUUAUAGUAAAUUGGAAGAUGAAAAGACAAGAUAUCUGGAACUUGCCUUGUUUCUGGAUAACUCAAUGUAUGUUAAAUAUGAUAAAGAUGAAGAAAAGGCGGUAUUACGAGCUCAGGCAGUUACUAAUAUUGUUAAUUCGUUAUAUUUUCCAUUUAAAGUACGAGUUUCACUAGUCUAUGUUGAAGUAUGGAAAGAUAAAGAUAUAUUCGAUGUUGCUACAGCUGCUGAGAAAACAUUGGAUAAGUUCCUUGAGUACCGUCGUCAAAUAAUAAGAGCACAUCCACAUGACAAUGCUCAUCUUCUAACAAAUAUUCGCUUUGAAGAAGGUGUGUUAGGUAAAGCAUAUAAAGGAACUAUGUGUUCUUUUGAUUAUUCCGGUGGAGUGGAUGUGGAUCAUUCACCGAAUGCUGCUGCUGUUGCUGCUACAUUAGCUCAUGAAAUUGGUCACAAUUUUGGAAUGGAUCACGAUAUCAUGGACGGCUCUUCUUGCUCUUGUCCUGGUCCCCAAUGCCUCAUGGCUCCUUCUUUAGGUCAAGUUCUUCCGUCUUUCUGGUCUGAAUGUAGUGUUGACAGUAUUGUGAACAGUUUUGAAAGGGGUAUCGAUGUAUGCUUGGAGAAUGUUCCGGAAAAAACGCUAACUAAGGCUGUUUGUGGUAAUGGAGUAGUGGAAGGUCAAGAG
This is a messenger RNA of Auanema sp. JU1783, 1104 nucleotides long. NCBI's taxonomy places the organism in Eukaryota, Metazoa, Nematoda, Chromadorea, Rhabditida, Rhabditidae. The record is from the annotation of a GenBank genome assembly.